Gryllus bimaculatus (two-spotted cricket) is the source of this 1996-nucleotide messenger RNA. The record is from the annotation of a GenBank genome assembly. NCBI's taxonomy places the organism in Eukaryota, Metazoa, Arthropoda, Insecta, Orthoptera, Gryllidae.
UCCAAAAUCUACCAGCACGCGCAUGGCGCAAUACUGAUUGUGCCACAGAGCGAGUUUCUCAGUAUACAGGCUGUAUAGUCAAAACACAAAUUUUUAUAAUUACAAACUUAUCACUUAAGUAGAAUGAAUUAGUAAUUAAUACAACAAUUAAAUAAACUCAACAUUAUUUCAACGUAAAAUCUAUGACUAGUGUUACGACGAAACAUUUAUUACAUUAGUUGCACUACGUUUCCGGCGUCUUUUUACGAGUACAACAAAUCAUAACCUAAUCGUUCGUCGGGUUGUUUUUCUGACACAAAAUCAACAACGUGAAGUUUUUUUUAGGGGGGUUGAAGAAAUAACGUUGGACUGAAAUGGCUGACAGAUUAACUCAGCUUCAGGAUACAAUAAAUCAGCAAGCUGAUCAUUUCUGCAACAGCAUCGGCAUAUUACAACAAUAUUCCACUCCCAGUAAGUUUUCAGGAUUUGACCGAAGCGGUUCUCAAACGCCACAACAACAGCAGCAACAAGAAGAUUACGCCCAUCUUUUUGCUACAUUAAUAGCAAGAUGUGCUAAAGACAUAGAUGUUCUCAUAGACUCUCUUCCUAAUGAAGACUCUUCCACAGAACUUCAGGUUCAGAGUUUACGGCGAUUGGAACAGGAUAACCGUGAAGCAGGUGAACGUCUUGAAGAAGUGGUCCGACGGGGUGAAGCCCUCCUGGAACAGAUUCAGUCUGCAUUAGCUGACAUUGCUCAAAGUCAGCUGGACAUGCAACAUCUUCAAGCUGAUGGUAUUGGAAAGUCUAAUGUUAAUAUCCCACCAUGAAGAUUUGAUGUGAAUUAUUUUGAAUAGUUUUUCUUUUUACCCUCCGUGUGUGAUUAAACAUCAGAUGGAUGAACUGUGUACUUACAUCUAUGCCUUAUUGGACACGUGAAUCACUACGUGUGUGGUAAAUUUUUCACUGAAUAUGUAGAGCCUUAGUGCCUUAAUGUGGGAGAGUUCUUAGUUUACAUGUAGCAUAACAUGAUCUACAUACUUCGCUAAAGAACGAGAAUUAAGGUACUGUCUCUUAUUCAUUACCCUGUUGGGAAUGUUUUUCCUCUACUUGAAUUGAUGUACCAUUGGAGGAAUCCUAGAAGUACAUAUGGAAUGGACGUUUGUUCACAGCAACUUCAACAUUGUGAUAUUUUUAUAUGUUGUUUAUUGGCAUGUAGACCUAAGCUUUUGUUUGGCUGUGCUUCUGCAGUUCAAAUGUUUCCAAUGAUUGAUAUGUCAAAAUAAAACCACCUUAAAAUGAUUAGUCUUCUUUUUUAAGCUGUUCCAUCCUCAGUCGUAUCUGAACAUUUAAUGUGUUAAAAAAUGAGGAAAUGACGAAUGCUCUUGUUCAUAAUUGCUUGGCAUGAACCAUUUCUUGUAUUUAAGGUCGACAUAUAAAAAUACAUUUACCCAUGCUGAAUAAACAGAUGGACUCUUCAUUCCUAAGAGCAUAACAGAGGUGUCCAUCUAUUUAUUCACGCAAUACAUGAAUCAAACAAUCAUUUGCCGUGCUCACAAAUUUGGUACUUAUCAGUCAGCCCUGCAAGACUGGAUAUCACAACUAAUCAGGCAGUCCAAAGACUAAUUUGCAGCAACCAUUUAGUCUCACCCAUUAGAAGAGAAUAAAAUUUGUACACUAAAUCACAUUUCAUGCUUCACACUUUCACACCAUAUUGUUUUCCACUAUCAAAGCUGGCAAAAGAAUCUUCAGCAAUAAGGAUAACAAAAACAUUUGGAAUGCAAAAUCUACUUCAAUAUAAACAAUUUUGUGACUGGAGCUUUUCAAUUAGAAGCAGAAACAUAAUUUUCAUUUGCCUACAGAGAUAAAACUGUGUUUAUUUUUCUAUGGUGAAUGUCAUCAGAAAAUAUCACUUUUUUUUUUACACUUCUCAGCAAGAAACUAAUAAACUGUACCAUUGUACGAACACUAUUCACACAAGGACUGCACUUCUCCUUAAAAAAUUAACACAUUUACCUUA